Aureobasidium musti is the source of this 822-nucleotide messenger RNA. NCBI's taxonomy places the organism in Eukaryota, Fungi, Ascomycota, Dothideomycetes, Dothideales, Saccotheciaceae. The record is from the annotation of a GenBank genome assembly.
AUGUCUAUGACUCUCGAAGAUGGCAAAGUGGUCCGCCAGCCAAAGCCGGUCCCAAACACACCCUCCGAUGUUUUUGAACAGCUCAGUAUGAAGGGGAAAGUUGUUGCCAUUACCGGUGCAUCUGAUGGCAUUGGAUGGGCCGUCGCAGAAGCCAUUGCAGAAGCCGGUGGCGAUCUUGCUCUGUGGUACAACACGAACAACGCUGCGAUCUUGAAAGGCCAAGAGAUUGCAAAGAAGCACGGAAUCCGUGCCAAAGCAUACCAAGUGGAGGUCUCAGAUCACGAAGCCGUCAGAGUCGCAGUGCAAGAGGUCGUUCAAGAUUUCGGAAGACUCGAUGUUUUCGUCGCCAACGCUGGUAUGGCCAUCUCGAAGGCGAUCACCGAGCAGACUAUUGAGGAGUACAGAAAGCAGAUGUCUGUCAACGUGGUGUUUUGUGCCAAAUACGCCGGCGCCGUCUUCAAGAGCCAAGGGUUCGGUAACCUCAUCAUCACAUCGAGCAUUUCUGCGCACAUCGCAAACGUUCCUGUUGACCAACCUUCCAGANUCUACAACACCACAAAAGCUGCAGUGAACCACCUUGGAAAGAGUCUGGCACGAGAGUGGCGAGACUUCGCCAGGGUCAAUAUCGUAUCUCCUGGAUUUUUCGAUACUAAGAUGGGCGCAUCGCCUCUUUGCAUCAACGAAGCAUAUCGCAUGACCCCGUUAGGACGCAUGGGUCAUGUUAAGGAGAUCAAAGGGCUGUUCCUAUACCUAGCAAGCGAUGCCUCAUCUUAUCAGACAGGAAGUGACACCAUCAUCGACGGAGGCUAUGUACUAGUAUAG